UUUCUUCCAGCCUGAUUAUUCUGGGUCUCAGUCUGUGCUUCCUGGGAGCCAGGGCUACGGAUCCGGCAGAUACAGUCAGUGUGUGACCUCCGUCCCUCCCUGUAACACUGCUAUAAAAGCCGGGUAGUGACAGACUGGGCUCACACACAGCGUGAGGACAACAUGAUUUCUUCCAGCCUGAUCGUUCUGGGUCUCAGUCUGUGCUUCCUGGGAGCCAGAGCUACGGAUCCGGCAGAGAAGCCGGGCAGUUGUCCUUUGGAUGUGGAUUACCCACGAUGUGACUCGGUGAAUACAAAUAAUCAGGAGAACGGAUGUCAGAAAGACAGCGACUGCACGGGGGACAGAAAGUGCUGCUUUUCUGGCUGUCAGAAACAGUGCCUCCUGCCUCUGAAAGCUAAGCUGGACCCCUGUCCUUCCUAUGAUCCCUCCAUAUGUGCACUCAUCAAACUUGCACCCAGUGACUGCCAUAUGGACAACCAAUGCCAAGGAACUGAAAGAUGUUGCUUCUACUGCGCUGGUUACUAUUGCGGAGGGGCAAUAAUUGAAAACUAAUCUCUAUCCGGUAACGAGUGACGGACGCUGCAUAGCACAUAGCACACUGAUGGCACGCCUCGUGAUCCGUCCUACUAUCUCUCCGCUUGGGAUGGACUGUGUCCCACCACUUCCCGUCCAUUCAUUGCUAAUUACUGUCACUUGAUGUAACUGAUUCCAAUAAAUAGAAAUAUCAUCA
This is a messenger RNA of Pelobates fuscus (common spadefoot toad), 730 nucleotides long. Its product is annotated as WAP four-disulfide core domain protein 5-like. Lineage: Eukaryota; Metazoa; Chordata; Amphibia; Anura; Pelobatidae. Gene Ontology annotation, cellular component: extracellular region. The transcript has 5 exons. The record is from RefSeq and is a predicted model, not a curated record. Bases 163 to 552 code for a protein of 129 amino acids. Gene Ontology annotation, molecular function: serine-type endopeptidase inhibitor activity.